CCGGUGCCUGUCCGCCAGCAGGACCUCUACGGGCCGUUACACUGGGAGGAACCGCCGCCUGAUCGGGAGCACACACCCCCAACUCCCUGAAUGUAUUAUUUAUGGAUCACUUUUGAUUAUGAUCAGCGUUCCAUUCCUUUGAGUAGAGGUUUUACUGACACGGUCAUGAGUGACUCUCCUCGGUAAGGACGGGAUGGUCACUCUGUGAAUCCGGCGCCAGAUGGAUGGAUGGACGUGUCCGUAGCGCGAACUGGAAUACUGCCGUGAACUGAACAGGCUCUUCCUCUGGAGUUCAGAUUUUUUUCUUCACCAGAUCUGGAAUCAUUACAUUUAGUGGUGUGAUCGUCCACCUUUUCCUCCCUGGCUGUGAUCACCUGCUAUGUGUGUGGAGUGGAGAAUACCUGGAGGAAGGCGCAGCACGGGAUCCAGUGUGAGAGAGCAGGACAUCUGCAACUACAACUCCGUCUCCUCUUUACAUUUCUUUCUAACCUGUGUGUCAUGCACGUGGAAUGAAGACAGAGGAUGGAUAUAAUUUGGGAAAUAUUGAUCAUUCUUCAAGCCAAUUUCAUUGUCUGCAUAUCAGCACAACCCAAUGCGCCGAAAAUUCACGACGGAUGGUGGGCGUACAAGGAGGUGGUGCAGGGGAGCUUUGUUCCAGUGCCAUCGUUCUGGGGGCUGGUGAACUCGGCCUGGAACCUGUGUUCGCAGGGGAAGAGGCAGUCGCCAGUUAACAUCAAGACCGGCCACAUGAUCUUUGACCCCUUCCUCACGCCCAUAAAGCUGAACACGGGUGGCCGCAAGGUGGGAGGGACUAUGUACAACACUGGCCGCCACGUCUCUCUGCGAUUGGACAAGGAACAUCUGGUGAACAUCUCAGGAGGCCCGAUGACGUACAGCCAUCGUCUUGAGGAGAUCCGGCUACACUUCGGCAGCGAGGACGGCCAGGGCUCUGAACACCUGCUGAACGGACAGGCCUUCACCGGAGAGGUUCAACUGAUCCACUACAACCAUGAGCUGUACACAAAUUACACAGAAGCUGCUAAAAGCCCCAAUGGACUGGUCAUAGUGUCAAUAUUCAUGAAGAUUGCUGAGACUUCAAACUCAUUCCUAAACCGAAUGCUGAACAGAGACACCAUCACAAGAAUAACAUAUAAAAAUGAUGCGUAUCUACUGACCGGCCUGAACAUAGAGGAGAUCUACCCGGACACAAACAGUUUCAUCACAUACGAAGGAUCCAUGACAAUCCCUCCGUGCUUUGAGACCGUCACAUGGAUCCUGAUGAACAAGCCGGUGUACCUCACACGUAUGCAGAUGCACUCCUUGCGGCUGCUGAGCCAGAACCAGCCGUCUCAGAUCUUCCUGAGCAUGAGCGAUAACGUCCGCCCGGUCCAGGAGCUGAACAACCGCUGUAUCCGCACCAACAUCAACUUCAGCAUGCAGGGCAAAGACUGCCCCAACAACCGGGCUCAGAAGCUCCAAUACCGAGUGAACGAGUGGUUGCUAAAGUAGCCUCCCUUGGCUGAGCAUGGAGACGAGUGUCAGAUGUGGAGAGAGGAAGAGGAGGAGGAAGGAUGGAGGAGGAGGGGAAGCAUCUCAUCUAAGAUUAUAUCAUGGCAUUGUAUAAAGACAAACAGCACUGGACAUUAUAAGGAACUUUGUAUUGCGAGCAAAAAGACUCACACAUUGAACAGUUUAACCCCUCAGUCUAGCACAUGUUACCAAGCCCUGUCCCCACUGUACAACUAUAUCUAUACAGACAUUUUGAUACCAAUACUUUUUUGGGACAAAACCAAAAGAAGACACUUGAAAAGAAACAAAAAAAAAUAUCCUGAAAGAAUUUAUUUGAUAGCAUCCCAACUAAUAUGAGAAUGUUGGGACUCAAAGCCUUUGUACAUAAACAUGUUGCUAACAGUGGGAACAUCCAAGGACUAAGUCACUGCCCCCUCCCCUGCUGCCCCGAAAGUGGUCGGCCUCACACGGGGGCAUUCCAUCACAGUCACAACCCAGGCAUGCAAUCAGCAAAACCAACAGAGGGAACCAAGCCUUACCUUGCCAUGUUCCAAAGCCAGAGUCAUGUCAUGGAGACGAGCGAAUAUUUACAGGCUUUCUCACGGCCUCAGAACAACCGGUGUCUUGGCCUCGUUUGUACAUAUUAUUAUUAUCAAUACUUCAGAAAAAUGAAUAUGUAAAGAAAAGUAAUGAGUUAACAUUCAAAAGAUAUAUAAAGAGGAUUAAAAAAAAAAGACAAAGUGUUGAGAAUUGUAAAAGCUUGGCGCACUCCUUGAGCAGUUCUCAGCGCGAGCUGACGCCUUUUUCUGUUUUAUUGUUUACAAUGGUCAUACACUGUGUUUGAGUAUUGUUAUCCGCCCAAUAAAUGUGUCUGGAAAGUUCA
Messenger RNA from Eleginops maclovinus (Patagonian blennie), 2392 nucleotides. Its product is annotated as carbonic anhydrase-related protein 10. Gene Ontology annotation, molecular function: zinc ion binding; carbonate dehydratase activity. NCBI's taxonomy places the organism in Eukaryota, Metazoa, Chordata, Actinopteri, Perciformes, Eleginopidae. The record is from RefSeq and is a predicted model, not a curated record. The transcript has 10 exons. Bases 523 to 1509 code for a protein of 328 amino acids.